ACGCUUGAAAGUGAGAUGUGUCUUUCACCCUUCGAUCAAGCAGCUCGUUUGGAAUGAAGUUUGGUGCACUUUGGUGUCAACUAUGAGUGGCUCAAAGCCCGAUAUAUUGUGGGCACCACACCAUGUAGACAGAUUUGUUGUGUGUGACUCUGAGCUGUGCCUUUAUCGUACUGAAUCAGUAGGCAGUUCAGAAGCUAAAGCAGGCUCCUUGCGGCUUUCAGAAGAUACCACAGCCACGUUGCUGGCAAUCAAUUCAGAUACCCCCUAUAUGAAAUGCGUUGCUUGGUAUCCAAAGUAUGAUCCAGAAUGCUUGCUUGCUGUUGGUCAAGCCAACGGACGAGUUGUCCUCACUAGUCUUGGUCAAGAUCGGAAUUCUAAAUGUAGAGACUUAAUUGGAAAGGAAUUUGUACCGAAGCAUGCUCGACAGUGUAACACAUUGGCUUGGAAUCCUGUUGACAGUAACUGGCUUGCUGCUGGUCUGGACAAACACAGGGCAGAUUUCUCAGUACUCAUUUGGGAUAUUAGCAGCAAAUAUACCCCAGAGAUAGCUAUGCCAGCAGAGAAAGUGCGUCUUUCUGCUGGUGACACCGAUGCUGGCCUUGUUGUAACAAAGCCAUUGUAUGAAUUAGGACAGAAUGAUGCAUGCCUCUCCCUUUGUUGGCUCCCAAGGGACCAGAAGCUACUGUUGGCAGGCAUGCACCGCAAUCUUGCAAUUUUUGACUUGAGAAAUACUAGCCAGAAGAUGUUUGUGAACACAAAGGCUGUCCAGGGAGUAACAGUUGACCCUCAUUUUCAUGAUCGUGUGGCAUCUUUCUUUGAAGGUCAAGUGGCGAUCUGGGACCUGCGAAAGUUUGAAAAGCCAGUGCUGACCCUGACUGAGCAACCAAAGCCUCUUACAAAAGUAGCUUGGUGUCCAACUAGAACUGGUUUACUGGCUACAUUGACUAGAGAUAGUAAUAUCAUUCGCCUGUAUGAUAUGCAGCAUACCCCUACACCCAUUGGGGAUGAAACCGAGCCCACCAUAAUUGAAAGGAGUGUGCAGCCAUGUGAUAACUACAUUGCCUCAUUUGCCUGGCAUCCAACUAAUCAGAACCGCAUGGUUGUGGUAACAUCUAAUCGAACAAUGUCAGACUUUACUGUCUUUGAACGAAUUUCAUUGGCUUGGAGUCCUACUACAUCUCUGAUGUGGGCAUGUGGGAGGCAUUUGUAUCAUUGCAGUGAAGAGGGAGAAGCUAAUUAUGGAGAGAAGGAUAUUGCCACCAAAAUGAGACAGCGGGCACUAUCGAGAUAUGGACUUGACACAGAGCAGGUGUGGAGAAACCAUGUUUUAGCUGGUGGUGAUGAUCCACAGCUAAAAUCACUGUGGUACACUCUGCAUUUUAUGAAACAGUAUGCUGAAGAUGCAGAUCAGAAACCAUCUGUAAACAAAGUACCUCUGGUAUAUUCUGGCAUUAAAACAAUAGUGAAAUCAAGUGCAGAGAGAAAAACUGAGGGUUACAAACACAGUUGGACUGGGUCUGAUCGGCAAACGGAUGUUAUCAGAUAUCAGAGUGAGGAGAGAUGUCUCGCUCUGCAGCUUUGUGGCUGGAUAAAAAAAGGUCCGGAGAUCGAUGUAGCCCCCUUUCUCAGCUCAUUAGAACAAGGAGAAGAAUGGGAACGAGCUGCUGCUGUUGCCCUUUUUAACCUUGAUAUCCGAAGAGCUAUUGAAAUUCUCAACAAGGGAGCUGCUUUGGGAAAAGGAGAUUUGAACCUGAAUGUUGUAGCCAUGGCACUGUCAGGCUACACAGAUGAGAAGAAUUCUCUAUGGCGAGAAAUGUGUAGCACUCUGAGGCUGCAGCUAAAUAACCCUUAUCUGUGUGUCAUGUUUGCCUUUCUAACAAGUGAACCAGGGGCUUACGAUGGUGUACUGUUUGAGAGCAAUGUAGCUGUACGUGACCGAGUUGCCUUCGCUAACAUGUUUCUAAAUGAUACCCAGCUGCUUCGUUAUAUUGAGAAGCUCACGAAUGAAAUGAAAGAAGCUGGAAAUCUGGAGGGGAUCCUGUUAACAGGCUUGACAAAAGAUGGCGUUGACUUAAUGGAGAGCUAUGUGGACAGAACAGGUGAUGUGCAAACGGCAAGCUUCUGUAUGUUACAGGGAUCUCCAAAUGAUGUUGUUAAAGAUCCCCGGGUGCAGUAUUGGAUUGAGAACUAUAGGAACUUACUGGAUGCAUGGAGAUUUUGGCAUAAAAGGGCAGAAUUUGACAUCCAUAGGAGUAAAUUGGACCCAAGUUCAAAACCUCUUGCACAGGUGUUUGUGAGUUGCAACUUUUGUGGAAAAACCAUAUCGUAUAGCUGCUCUUCUAUACCACACCAGGGACGAAGUUUUAGUCAAUACGGUGUUAGUGGCUCCCCAACCAAAUCAAAGGUCACAAGUUGUCCAGGUUGUCGAAAGCCUCUACCCCGUUGUGCCCUCUGUCUCAUCAAUAUGGGAACACCGGUUUCAAGCUGUCUAGGAACUGGGAAGUCUGACGAAAAGGUCGACCUCAGCAAAGAUAAAAAAUUGGCUCAAUUCAACAACUGGUUUACCUGGUGCCAAAACUGUCGCCAUGGAGGUCACGCUGGUCACAUGCUCAGCUGGUUCAAGGAUCACAAUGAAUGCCCGGUGUCUGCAUGUACCUGUAAGUGUAUGCAAUUGGACACAACAGGAAAUCUAAUCCCAGCAGAGACAUCCCAGAGCUAAACUGGAGAGAAGAACCUUGGAGACAAAGACUGCUUUCUAAUUAUUUUCCUCAAAGCUCACAUCUAUUGCUCAUACACAGGUCACCCGCAGCUUUCAAAGAAAUGGGAAAAUAAAUUGUUCCAUCAGCUCAGCAAUUUGAUGUCUGAAUGGUUUUGAUGUACUUGACAUAAUCGAGAUGCAGCAGAAAUUAGUCUGUUAGUGUGACAUGUUUCAAGGCUGAUCCAGUUAAUUUGAAGACAUUCCUGAGACCAUCUUGAAAUUCUGAAAAUUAUCCAGAAUAUGCACUAGGUGAUACUGAACAGUCCUUGAAUCUGCCAUCAGCAUUCAACUAAUAUUGUUUACUGUCUCUAGCUUUACAGGCGAUUUUAGCUGUAGGCACCAGUGAUAAAUCAGUGAAAAAUACUAGUGAGGUUUUAUUUUCUGAGGUAAUCACUUGUUAAGAUUGACUCCUAAACAAUAUUUUUUAAUCUGAAUGUCUUCAAUUCCAAUAAAUGAGAAUUGAUAUAGAAGAAAGCUGUGCCUAUAUAAUGUGACUUGGGGAAGGAGACUGAUGACUGAGGUAUCUAUAAUUUGCCUUUGCUGAAAGGGGAAGUACCUUUUGCUGAUUUCUCACAAUCUCAAAUGUUAUUAAUGGGAUUUGUGUAUACUUCAGACAAGUUACAGAUAGCCUUGAUACGAAACCAUCUGAUUGCGUUAAUCUCCCCUCCUGUAAUAUGUUUGGGAAGUAUUGCCCAUAGUUGUCCUGGAUUCGGUAAAAAUACUUCCUUUAAUUACCACUUGAUGGACGUAAGAAAAGCCUGUCUCUCAUUCAAGCAAUAAUUGUUUCGGCAGCUGAUUAAUCAAACCAAUUAAACUAAUAAUAUUUGAUAUGGCCCAGCUGCAGCAACAGUGAAACCUAGAAGAGCAUGUUAUUUGGCAAUAGGUAGGAGGCAGUAUUCAGUGAUCUGCUUUAAAAGGAGCUGCAGAGUGUUACCCAGCUUGCACAUGAUUUGAUUUGUGAACAUUACAUUUUCUGUUUAUCAACAUUUCUGAUAACUGCUUUAAGUGUGUGUGGUGGAGAGGGGGGCAAGGGUUGGUAAAUGGGUGCCUUUAACCAAAGGUGUUUUAUUUUCUGUGUAAAUAAAAAGUGUGCAUUUGUAUCACA
Molecule: messenger RNA, 3863 nt
Organism: Callorhinchus milii (elephant shark)
Lineage: Eukaryota; Metazoa; Chordata; Chondrichthyes; Chimaeriformes; Callorhinchidae
Gene: mios
Product: missing oocyte, meiosis regulator, homolog (Drosophila)
Exons: 10
Coding region: 83-2719 (878 amino acids)
Biological process (GO): positive regulation of TORC1 signaling; cellular response to amino acid starvation
Cellular component (GO): cytoplasm
Molecular function (GO): protein binding
Source: RefSeq, a predicted model, not a curated record